Molecule: messenger RNA, 1275 nt
Organism: Acanthocheilonema viteae
Lineage: Eukaryota; Metazoa; Nematoda; Chromadorea; Rhabditida; Onchocercidae
Source: the annotation of a GenBank genome assembly
AUGGCUGUAACAAUAAACAGUGCCAUAUUCUGUGGUCAGUUGGGUUUGAGCCUGAUGCAGACAUUUUUUAUGUUUUAUUAUGUCAAAGUAUUCCUGAAUAUUUAUAAGAUCAAUCAGUUUUGGUUUGGUAUUGCGCAGAUGUUAUUUGCUAUUUGGAAUGCCAUCAAUGAUCCUUUGUUCGGUUAUGCUCAGUUUUAUGGUUUCCAUGGAGCAGCAUGGAUGGAUCGUCAUUGCCAUAUGUUAUCGGAUGUCAUUUGCUGUAUUAGUGUUGCAUGGAGUGCUUUAUUCGCGGAAACAACUUGCAGUAAAUGUGAACGUAUUUCAGCUUUGAAAUUUUCCCAAUUUGCAAUUCUUUUAUCUGUUAAUAUUAUACCAAUCACUGAGAAACUGACUAGUGGACUGAAUGAUUUCCGGACUUUCCAAUAUAUUAGCAUUGUUAUUGCGGUUUUAGCAUUGCUUUGUUUCAAAGUUGCCGGAUCGAUACAUUAUCAAAACAAAUUGCUGCAUGAAGAUUUAUUCUCUUCAGCAACACCAUUACAGGAAAAAUUUAAGAAAAAAUUUUUGAAUGUUUUCAAAAUAACGAAACAAAUAUUAACAAGACGUGAUUUCCGAACCAUUACUAUAACCUAUUUCCUUCAUGCGUUCAGGUCAACUGUUCAUUUGAACUUUGCUGUCAUUGCCACCGAAAUACUCAUCCCAGAGCAGGUUAUGACAAAAGGGUCUUGGAAAAUGAGUCUUUUCUAUGUGGCGUGUACACUUAUGCCUCAGCUGUGUGUAAUAUUAAGCGGUGAAACAUUCAUCAGAAUAGGUGUCGCGUCGGUUAUUAUGAAGUCAUUUAUGGCUUCCAUGAUUGCUUCUGUGUUUCUUCUAAUCUUUGGCUAUAAUCACCCAUAUCUGAUCAUUUUAUUCAUGUUUUUUGACAGCAUAUCAGUCCAUUCAGUAGCUCCAUUAUAUCAAGUUUUGUUAGCUGAUUAUAUUGACGAAGAUAUGAUCUUUUUUUCAAGACAAAAGCCGAUCUCUACUAUAAUAUAUAGUUUAGCCGCUCUAUUGGUCAGACCAGCUCAAUCUGUUGCACCAUUUAUUAUUGUAAUGAUUCUUACAUAUUAUGGUUAUAAGGAGUACCAAGCGAGUAAUUUGGUGAGUUUGCAACUCAGUAAUGGUAUGUUUUAUGUUGUUUGUUCAACAACUUUGGUCAUUAGUGCUGUGCAGUUACUAAUUUUUUAUUCUUUUGCUUUAAAAUGCUCAAUAAAAAAUCCCAAAGGUGAUAUCUUGUAG